AGGCUGAAUCAAAAUAGCACAAACAACUAUUCUCCAUUCUCCAAUGAUGCCAAUUCUCUUCUUCCCUUUUCUUCUUCUCUCAGCUAUUUUCGCUCAACAGCGGCAAUCCCAUGUAAAGCCAGGCUCUUUCUUGACGCCAACCACCAACUCUUCUUGGCCAUCUCCUUCCGGUCUAUAUGCCUUUGGAUUCUACAAGCAAGGCAACGAUUAUGCUGUCGGCAUUUUUCUUGCCGGUCUUCCCCAGAAGACAGUCGUUUGGACAGCCAACCGAGACAUACCUCCAGUUCCCUCUGAUUCUAAACUGAAUUUCACAAGUGAUGGACGCCUGGUUCUUCAAUCGGCACAAGGCGCAGAGACAAGCCUCGCCAGUUUUCCGGAAGAUGCAAGCUCACUGUCGAUGCUUGACACGGGCAACUUUGUUCUCCUUAAUUCUGCAAAUCAGAUGGUAUGGCAGAGUUUCGACUUUCCAACGGACACCUUUUUGCCAACUCAGAAACUUUUCCAUGGGCAAGUGUUGUAUUCCAGUAUUUCAGAAACCAACAAGUCAACCGGCUUAUUUCGGGUGUUGAUGCAAGAAGAUGGAUGGCUGGCGAUGUACCCAGUUGGAACUCCAUACACGCUUGAAUAUGGUUAUUGGGGAGGUGGUAUAAGUGGGCAAAGAAAUGACGUGGUUCUGCAUCUUGAAGUCAAUGGUCAUCUCUAUUUGAUCAAUGGCGCUGGCACUAUUAUAGUGAAUAUGACAGACGGAUAUCCUGCAAAAGAUGUGGUCUACCGAUUGACAAUUGACCCCGAUGGGAUCUUGCGGCUAUACUCCCACGAUAUGAAUCGGAAUCAAAAUUGGACGGUCAAAUGGUUUGCUCCAAAUGAUGACGCGUGUAAGCCAAAGGGUCUAUGUGGGCUUAAUGCAUAUUGUCUUUUAGUUGAUCUACAAGUUGGUUGCAAAUGUCUUCCUCAAUUUGAACCGGUUAACAAGGACGAUAGGAGUUCAGGGUGUCAAAGGAAUUUCACUAUGGAGAGUUGCAAAAGUGACAGAUAUGCCAUGAAAGCAGUGCUGAAUACCGUAUGGGAAAAUAAUAGUUAUUCUGUUAUCACAUCGACAACCCAAGAGAAUUGCGGAGAAGCAUGUUUGCGGGAGUGCAACUGUGAAGCUGCGUUGUUCAAAGACGGGGUGUGCACAAAACAAAAGCUUCCUUUGCGGUUUGGGAGAAGAGAUCAAAAAGACUCAACCGUAACCCUUAUCAAGGUAGGUACAUCUACAAAACGUUAAAUUAGGAUUAUGGCAAAUGUAAUGAGAUGUGUGGUGGAGGACUAUAUUGCAUGCGUAAGCCUUAGGAGUUUAUCUCCAUAUGUUUAGUUUAUAGGAAUAAUCCUCAUUGGAAUUGAUUUCCACGUGAAUGAGUCAUUGUAGGAGUUGAAUACCAAGUCAUAGAACUCAACUCCAAGUAAGUUUAGUUCCUCUAUUUAAAGAGGUGAACGUUUAAUAAAAAUGGCAUGCAAAUUAUAU
Messenger RNA from Corylus avellana, 1504 nucleotides. Its product is annotated as G-type lectin S-receptor-like serine/threonine-protein kinase LECRK1. NCBI's taxonomy places the organism in Eukaryota, Viridiplantae, Streptophyta, Magnoliopsida, Fagales, Betulaceae. The record is from RefSeq and is a predicted model, not a curated record.